Corylus avellana is the source of this 969-nucleotide messenger RNA. Its product is annotated as cytokinin riboside 5'-monophosphate phosphoribohydrolase LOG5. Gene Ontology annotation, cellular component: cytosol; nucleus. NCBI's taxonomy places the organism in Eukaryota, Viridiplantae, Streptophyta, Magnoliopsida, Fagales, Betulaceae. The record is from RefSeq and is a predicted model, not a curated record. Gene Ontology annotation, biological process: cytokinin biosynthetic process. Gene Ontology annotation, molecular function: hydrolase activity, hydrolyzing N-glycosyl compounds.
GAGAUUCUAAGUCUACGUGGGGCCAAAGAAUUCCAGGGACGGCCAAGCUCCAGCUCCAGCUCUUUUAAUUUGCUGAUGAGUCUAUAAAUAUUAUGAAGCACGACUUGAAAAAUCUCAAGAAGUAAUUCUCUGAAUCUUUAUCAUAUUUAACUGAACAAGUAGACCAAUAGAGAGAGAGAGAGAGAUCAGAGAGAUGCAGGAGAAGAAGAUGAUAGCUAAAUCCAGGUUCCAAAGGGUUUGCGUUUUCUGUGGGAGCAGUACUGGCAAGAGAAAUUGCUACCGUGAUGCUGCCCUGGAGCUAGGCCAAGAGCUGGUAUCCAGGAGGUUGGAUCUUGUUUAUGGAGGAGGAAGUAUUGGAUUAAUGGGCUUAGUUUCUCAGGAGGUCCACCGCGGUGGUAGGCAUGUUCUUGGAAUCAUCCCCAAGACCUUGAUGAGCAAAGAGAUAACUGGAGAACCUGUUGGAGAGGUCAGGCCAGUAGCCGACAUGCACCAGAGGAAAGCUGAGAUGGCCCGCUACUCUGACUGUUUUAUUGCCCUUCCAGGUGGAUAUGGAACUUUGGAAGAGUUAUUGGAAGUCAUUACGUGGGCCCAGCUAGGAAUCCACGAUAAGCCUGUGGGUUUGCUUAAUGUGGAGGGGUACUACAACUACCUCCUCUCAUUCAUAGACAAAGCGGUGGAUGACGGCUUUAUCAAGCCUUCUCAGCGUCAUAUAAUCGUCUCUGCUCCAAACGCUACAGAACUUGUUCAAAAGCUUGAGGAAUACGUGCCCGUGCAUGAUGGGGUGGUUGCUAAGGCCAAGUGGGAAGCGGAACAAGUGGAACUUAAUACUUCUUUACAGACAAAUAUUGCUCGUUGAUUAGAUAGAUUAUCGGUUACACAUUCUUAUUUUUACAUUCUACCUUUCGUACUCAAACUGAUAUGGUCUUUAAAAUCUUCAUUAGAUUUUAAUUAAAUAAUAAUUUUAAAAAU